Uloborus diversus is the source of this 1553-nucleotide messenger RNA. Its product is annotated as ubiquitin carboxyl-terminal hydrolase 3-like. Gene Ontology annotation, molecular function: cysteine-type deubiquitinase activity; zinc ion binding. The transcript is spliced from 15 exons. The coding region runs from base 51 to 1553 and encodes 500 amino acids. NCBI's taxonomy places the organism in Eukaryota, Metazoa, Arthropoda, Arachnida, Araneae, Uloboridae. Gene Ontology annotation, cellular component: cytoplasm. Gene Ontology annotation, biological process: protein deubiquitination. The record is from RefSeq and is a predicted model, not a curated record.
UUCUAUUAUUGGUAGCUUUAUGAGGACUUUGUUAUGAAAUCCAUGCUGAAAUGGAAUGUCCUCAUCUAAGUAAUCACGUUAAAAUAAUUAAAACGGUGAAAAAAGAUUUGUCAUCGACGGAAUGGAUAUGUUCUACAUGUCAGACAAAUAAAGAUCCCUUUGUUUGCAUUCAUUGUGGCAUUAUUAACUGUGGAAGGUAUGUUAAUGGACAUGCAAAAGCUCAUCAUGAAGAAAAUGUGGAUCAUAUGGUUUGCAUGAACUGUGAAAACUAUACUGCAUUUUGUUAUAUUUGUGAUGAGUUUGUUAUUAAUGACAAUAAGGAUAUCGAUUCUUUGCGUGCUGAUCUUCAAUCACAAAAUGAGCAUCUAGAGCCAGUCAAAGCUCUGAAAAGACAAGGUAUCCUUGUUGAAGAAGAAGAAAAUAAAAGAAGCAAGCGUUAUAAGAAAGGGAGCAAGAAGCGAUACUGCAAAGCGCGAGUAGCUGGUCUCAGAAACUUAGGAAACACUUGUUUUAUGAAUGCUGUUUUGCAGUCCUUAAGUAAUAUUCAGCAAUUCUCCUAUUAUUUUAAGCAAUUGCCUUCUUUAGAACACAAAAAUCAUAAAAAUGGAAAGAAGACAAAUCAUAUCAAGAAAACAGAUUCUGGUGAUGAAAUAUUACUCGCUGAAGAACUUCGAAAAACUUUGAUUUCUUUACGACAAGGUAGUAAAAGUGCUAUUUCACCAGAAUCUCUAUUUGCUGUUAUAUGGAAAGUUGUUCCUCGAUUUAGAGGUUAUCAGCAGCAAGAUGCCCAUGAAUUUUUGAGAUACAUGUUAGACAGACUUCAUAUGGAAUUACUUAAAAUACUACCAUAUCCAAAAGACAAUAAUUUCAUUGGAGCUAAGGGAAAAGCUACAAUUGUUACUACAAUAUUUGGGGGUAUUUUGCAAAAUGAAGUUACUUGUCUUGUUUGUGGUACAGAAUCGAAGAAGCAUGACCCUUUUUUAGAUCUCUCACUAGACAUCCCUUAUCAUGCAAUUGUGAAACCCAUGUCCAAUAAAUCUAAAGAAGAAGAAAUGCCCAGUAUACAGUUAAAAGAUUGCUUAACUAGUUUUACUGAGUUAGAAGAACUAGCAGAAAGUGAAUUUUUCCUGUGUAAUAGCUGUAAAUGUAAACAAAAAUCAACAAAAAGGUUCUGGAUCAGACGCUUGCCUAAUGUUUUAUGUCUACACUUGAAACGAUUUAGGUGGAACAAUUGUUUUAGGACGAAAUUAGACAAUUAUAUUAACUUUCCUAUCCAAGGCCUUGAUAUGAAUAAAUUCAUUCUUGUAAACAGGCACGAAACUAGAGGUACCUCUAGUGGAAGUACCUUGUAUGACUUAGCUGCUGUGAUAGUCCACCAUGGCUCAGGUGCUGGUUCAGGCCAUUAUACAGCCUAUGCAACGCAUGAUGGAUGUUGGCAUCAUUUCAAUGAUAGUUCAGUUACUGUGACGGAUGAAAGGACUGUUGCCAGCUGUAAAGCUUACAUAUUAUUUUACAUUCGUAGAGAACUGAAUUUAACGCCCUUCAGUAUAUAA